Fonsecaea nubica is the source of this 2982-nucleotide messenger RNA. RefSeq lists its product as hypothetical. Lineage: Eukaryota; Fungi; Ascomycota; Eurotiomycetes; Chaetothyriales; Herpotrichiellaceae. Bases 1 to 2982 code for a protein of 993 amino acids. Gene Ontology annotation, biological process: regulation of DNA-templated transcription. Gene Ontology annotation, molecular function: histone H3K36 methyltransferase activity; protein binding. The transcript has 3 exons. The record is from RefSeq and is a predicted model, not a curated record. Gene Ontology annotation, cellular component: chromosome; nucleus; chromatin.
AUGGGUCGACUAAGCAGAGAUUCGUCCAGACGGCCGUCUACAGAUGAGCAAGAGAUGGUUGAGGUCAAGCGCGAAGAGUCGGUGGACGCUGAGCUUGCUCACGAGCUCAGCACAACCCGCGUAGCCACCAUCAACCAUCAGAGCUCGGCGAGCCCCUCGGCUUCACCAUCUCUGAAACCAGUCCGAUUAAAGUCCUCCCGCUCAUCCUCUGUAUCGACGUCCUCUUCAAAUCGCCCUCCGGCUGCUGAUCCUGACACGUCAACUGCCAAGAAAGAGCCGAACGAGGCAAAUGGUCACCACUCAACCUCCACCUCGCCCGUCAAGCCUGAACCCAAGGAAGCCUCGAAGCCCGCAAAGACCUCCCGAGCCACCUCUAAGCUUCCACCCCGUGUCGCUCCUCUCUUCGACCACCUCCCGGACGCAACAAAAGAAGCCACCUCGACAUUCACCGUCAUUGAUGCGUGCACUUAUCAAAACAAAUACCUCGGAUUCAGCGAACAUGCCCUCGACUGUGAUUGCAGCGAGGAGUGGGACCCGUCCACGAGGCAGAACCUUGCCUGUGGGGAGGAUUCCGACUGCAUCAACCGCGCGUGUAAAAUGGAAUGUGCCGAUGACUGUGGCUGCGGUGUUUCGUGCCAAAAUCAAAGGUUUCUCAGGCGUCUCUAUGCCAAAGUCUCGAUUAUCAAGACCGAAAAGAAGGGCUAUGGCCUUCGCACCGAUGUCGAUCUGCGACCGCAUGACUUUAUCUUUGAAUACAUUGGCGAGACCAUUCCCGAAGCCACUUUCCGGAAGCGUAUGCUGCAGUACGAUGAAGAAGGAAUCAAACAUUUCUAUUUCAUGUCCCUGAGCAAGGGUGAGUUUAUCGAUGCGACGAAGAAAGGGAACCUCGGUCGGUUUUGCAACCACUCCUGCAACCCCAACUGCUACGUUGACAAAUGGGUGGUUGGGGACAAAUUGCGCAUGGGCAUCUUCGCUGAGCGCUAUAUAAAGGCUGGGGAAGAAUUGGUCUUCAACUACAAUGUCGAUCGAUAUGGCGCCAAUCCACAACCUUGCUACUGUGGUGAGGCCAACUGCACAGGUUUCAUUGGAGGCAAGACCCAGACGGAACGAGCCACUAAGCUAUCGGCAGCCACGAUAGAGGCCCUGGGUAUCGAGGAUGCUGAUUCUUGGGACACCGUGGUUGCGAAGCGGCCGCGCAAGAGGAAGACAGCAGAAGACGACGAGGAAUACGUUGAUAGCGUCGAAGCCAAAUCGCUGGACAUCGACAGCGUGACCAAGGUUAUGGCCGCACUCAUGCAAUGCAAGGAGAAAUGGAUUGCCGUCAAAUUGCUGCAACGCAUCCAACGGUGUACUGAUGAUCAGGCGUGGCACCGCGUCGUCAGAUUCCACGGAUACCAGAUCCUCAAUUCGCAGCUCUCGGCAUGGCGAGACGAUGAGAACAUCAUCCUUCAGAUUCUCGACGUCCUGGACCGCUUACCACGGCUCACGAGAAACAAGAUUGUCGAUGCAAAGAUUGACAAGACAAUGGAGUCUUUGACUAACCAUUCUGACGAGAAAGUAGCGAUUCAAGCCUCGGCGCUUCUGGAUGCUUGGUCGAAGCUCGAAUUGGCCUACAGAAUUCCCCGGAAGAAGAGGGAAGACGCAAACACGCCCGUCAAGACGGAGACUACGCCGUUCGAGAGGCGAGAGUCUGCCCAGGGACGAAGAAAAUCCAAAUCGAGAUCAAGAUCGCGAUCCCCACCACGAGGGCCUGCCUCGCUGAAUGCACCGUCGGGUCCACGGUCACUUCAACGACCGGGUUCUUUCUACUCACGUCCUCCUCUACCUUUUCACCGCGGGCCACCUCCACUACCACGAGGCUGGUUUACGGCUCAGGACAAAGGCAGAACAUAUUACUAUUCUGUCACCGGGCAGACAACGUGGGCCCGACCCACGAAACCCGCAGAAGAGGCCCCUCCUCCGCCACCACCAAAACAACCGUCGGAACGAGAUGUGCUCAAGAGUAUCAUCGAGAACAUCGUCACGUCCCACGACAAAGACACCAAAAACAGCACGCCGGCCACGCCCGAACCUGCUAAAGUGAAGAAGGAAGAGAAGUGGAAAUCGUACGACAUCGAGAAACAGAAGAAGCUUUACGAGAAUACUCUCUUCCCUCAUAUCUCUCACGUAAUGAACAAAUACAAGCACAAGAUUCCCCGGGACGAUCUAAAGCGAUUUGCAAAGGAGAUUGCAAAAAAGCUGGUGGCAUCAGAUUACAAAGCGGGCCGAGUCAAGGAUCCCACAAAGAUUGACGAGCGACAACAGAAGAAAGUCAAGGAAUUUUGCAAGCAAUUCUUUGAAAAAGCGUAUCAAAAACACAAGAAGCACGAAGCCGAAAAGGCGGCAAGGGAGAAAGGAAAGAAAGGGCCAGGAGGUGGUGAAGGACCGGUUGCGUCACCUGCCCAGUCUCCCGCAGUAUCACCUACUGAGGCAGACGCCACCGUGGAUCAUGAAGACAUGAAAAUGUCGGAUAACGAAGACGACGACGCGGAGGCCACGCCGAAUUUGAAUACACCAGCUGAAUCCAAUGGGGUUGGCACAUUAAAGCGUAAGCGACUCGAGACAGACGAAUCCGUCACGGCUGAAGGAGAGGACGAGAGAGAACCGAUUGGGUCACCAGUGAAACGACUCAACAUGGAUACUGAGACUCCUCCGCCGCCACCACCGCCACCUGCGCCGCCAGCAGAGUCACCGCCUGACGGCACACCUGGUGAAGGUGAACAUGAAGGCGCGGAUGUGGUGAUGGGUGGAGAAACAGACAUCUACGCCGACACCAGUUUCAAGGGCCAGAGCAUGGCGGAUGUGCUCGCUCAGGCGCAGGCGGAAGAUGCAGAGGAAGGGGAUGAUAUGGAAGACGUGGUCAUACGAAACGGGACUGCAGUGGAGGCGAAGGGGGAGCCGAGGAAUCCCAUGGUGGGUGAUCAACCCGUUGCCGCCACAUAG